CCAGCUGGAUUUCCUGAUUUGAUUUGACUCACACAUCAGUGCGAUUCAAUAAGGAGCAACGCUUACUGGUUGUGACAGACCCAGUUACCCAGAAACCAGAACCGAAAGACCAAACCUGCUGAGACUGCUGCUUGGCUUCUCCAGCGGCUCCGGCUCCCCCUACAGGCCAAACGGAGGGUCACAGGUUGAAUUCUGGGCGUGACUUAUGAUUUACAUGAGCAAGCAGAGCUGUUCCUGUUGUGAGGAAAUGAAACUUACGGGAAUGUUCUGACUGAACGGUGCAAUGUCUUACAAAGGAUUUCACCUGGACCGAAGGAAAUACUCCUGUUCCAUCUGUUUGGAUCUACUGAGGCAUCCGGUGACUAUUCCCUGUGGACACAGCUACUGUAUGAACUGCAUUAAAUACUUCUGGGAUGGAGAAGAUCAGAGGAGAAUCCACAGCUGCCCUCAGUGCAGGAAAACCUUCAGACCGAGGCCUGUCCUGGAGAAAAGCAUCAUGUUAGCAGAGUUGGUGGAGGAUCUGAAGAAGACUGGACACCAAGCUGACCCCUGCUAUGCUGGACCUGAAGAUGUGGCCUGUGAUGUCUGCACUGGGAGGAAGAUGAAAGCUGUCAAGUCCUGUUUAACCUGUCCAGCUUCCUACUGUAAGAAUCACCUCCAGCCUCAUUAUGAUGCUCCACCGUUACAGAAACACAUCCUAGCGAACCCCAGCAAGAAACUCCAGGAGAACAUCUGCUCUCGUCAUGAUGAGGUGAUGAAGAUCUUCUGUCGUACUGAUCAGAAGUUUAUCUGUUAUCUCUGCUUACUGGAUGAACAUAGAGUCACUGAAGUUGGUGUCUUCCUGCCAAAUCCAGAACCAAAGAACAGAGCUGGAUUCUUAAAGUAUUCAUGUAGAAUCAGACUACAUCCAAACACAGCAAACAAAUACGUGUUAUUGUCUGAUGGGAACAGAAAAGUGACAUUAAUGAAUCAUCGGCUGUCUUAUCCUGAUCAUCCGGAAAGAUUCACUGACUGGUUCCAGGUCCUGAGCAGAGAGAGUCUGACUGGACGUUGCUACUGGGAGGUGAAGAGGAGAGGAAGAGGAGUUGAUGUUGCAGUUUCAUACAGGAACAUCAGCAGAGCAGGGAAAUCCAACAAAUGCGCAUUUGGGUUCAAUGAGAACUCCUGGUCAAUAUCGUGUCAGAAAACGGGUUAUACUUUCUGGCAUGAUGGUGCUGAAACUCAGAUACCAGGUCCAGUUUCCUCCAGAAUAGGAGUGUACCUGGAUCACAGAGCAGGUAUUCUGUGUUUCUACAGCAUCUCUAAAACCAUGACUCUCCUCCACAGAGUCCAGACCAGAUUCACUCAGCCUCUGCAUGCUGGGAUCCAGUUCUAUUACUACUUACAUUCCUACCGAGGAGGAGACUCUGCUGAGUUCAUGAAACUGAAAUAGAGAUUAGUUUGGUGAAAAGUGUCAUUUCAGUCACCACAGUUUUUACCAUGAAGUCAUUACUGAACUUUGAACAAUGGCCCCAUUGUUCGAAGUUAAACUUUUAAACACACUUUAUAUUAAGAACUUUAUUUCUUGUUUUUUUGUUUUGGUUUAUUUGCUUUUAAGGGACGAGGUGUUCAGGCAAUAGCUACUUUAAAAAUGUAGGUGUGUGUAAUGAAUUUAACAAAAACCAAAGGCAAUAUUUAAUUUGACUGUUAAAUUGAUGUAAAGUCUUUUAACUCACAAGUUACAGAAAUAAAGCUGACUUGUCUUGA
Xiphophorus couchianus (Monterrey platyfish) is the source of this 1746-nucleotide messenger RNA. RefSeq names its product tripartite motif-containing protein 16-like. Lineage: Eukaryota; Metazoa; Chordata; Actinopteri; Cyprinodontiformes; Poeciliidae. The transcript has 2 exons. Gene Ontology annotation, molecular function: zinc ion binding; protein binding. Bases 284 to 1432 code for a protein of 382 amino acids. The record is from RefSeq and is a predicted model, not a curated record.